Batrachochytrium dendrobatidis JAM81 is the source of this 1521-nucleotide messenger RNA. RefSeq lists its product as uncharacterized. The record is from RefSeq and is a predicted model, not a curated record. Lineage: Eukaryota; Fungi; Chytridiomycota; Chytridiomycetes; Rhizophydiales. The transcript has a single exon. The coding region runs from base 1 to 1521 and encodes 506 amino acids.
AUGAAAUUGGUUGAUAUUUUAUUCGUACUGACUGCGGCAGCAACCGCUAAUGCAAUACUGAUACCGAUUGAUAACAAUGGUUCACCCCAAGCAUCAAGUACUUCGAGUCAAGUGUCUGUCCCAACUGAUGAACCCGAUCCAAAUACUUUGGACGACUUGCAAAGUAUAGUGGAUGCAGUUAAUUUAAGCAUUCUUGACGAAGACUGGAAAUACCUAUUUGAUCCGAUUGAUCCAAACACAUCCAAUGAAGAUCGGCAACAACCAAUUGAUCAACCCAGUUCAGAUACUUCCAGCCAAGUAUCUGGUACAACUGAUAAACCUGAUUCAAGUACUUUCAACCAAGAUCAGCAACAACCAAUAGAUGUAGCUGAUCCAAGUACUUCCAGACGAGCUCAAAAACGGCCGAUUGAUGAACACGGUUUAAACAUUUCCAAACAAAGUCAGAAACAAUCGAUGAAUCAAGCCGGUCCGAGUGCUUCCAAACAAAGCCGGAAACAAUCAACUGAUGAACCCGGUUUAGACAUCCCUGACAAAGACUGGCAACGCUUAAUAGAUGAAGUCAAUUCAGACACUUUUGAAGAAUGGAAAGAACUGUUUGAUAUAGCUGGUUUAAAUACUCCCAGUCAAGUUUCUGACCCAAUUGAUCAAGUUGAUCCAAACACUUUUGACAAAUACCAACAACAACCAGCUGAUCAACCCAGUUCAAGUAUUUCCGAUCAAACUCAGCAACACCCAAUAGAUGCAACUGAUUUAAAUAUUUCCAACAAAGAUCCACAACAGCCGAUUGAUCAGUCCAGUCCAAGCACUUCCAGUCAAGGUCGGAAACGGCCAAUCGAUGAAACCAGUCAAAACACUUGCAGUCAAGCGCCUGGUUCAACUAAUGAACCCAGUCCAAGUACUUCUGACGAAUACUGGAAACCACUAUUUGAUAUAAUUAAUCCAAAUAUUCCCAGCCAAGACCCAAUUGAUGAACCCAGUCCAAGUACUUCUUGCAAAUAUUGGAUACCACUAUUUGUUAUAAUUAAUCCAAAUAUUCCCAGUCAAGAUCCAAUUAAUGAACCCAGUCCAAGUACUUCCAAACAAAGUCGGAAACGAAGAAUUGAUCAACCCAUUCCAAGUACUUCCAGACAAGACCAACAACAACCAAUGGAACAAGACCAACACCAACCAAUGGAACAAGGCGAGUCGGGCAAUACUGUUCCAAAUCAAGCGACUGUAUUAAACGAACAGGAUCAGAGAACCUUUAAUCGUAUAAAGAAAAGGCUUGUAGCGUCUAAAAAGAUUGCAAAAGAAAAACGCGAAGAAUAUCGUGAAUAUGCAAUCAUUGGAUUGGAACACAAACUAGUAUUAGCAAUGGGAGAAGAAAUAUCAGGGUCAACGUACGAUCCAAACAUUGAAGAGAAAUUAAGAAAAGAGUAUAUAGUGGAAGGCAAAAAAGUACCCAGUAUCAGACAAGAAUUGAAGAUUUUUAUGAAAAGGCGUGGUUUGGAAUUUCAAGAGCCGGACUCGGAUUCAGAUUGA